AUGGCGAUUGCAGCGGAGUCUCAACAAGAGCAGACGGCUUCUUCGGAGAGUGUGGCAGCAGAAAAAAAGAGAUGGACACUCAAUGAUUUUGACAUAGGAAAGCCUCUUGGUAGAGGAAAGUUUGGACAUGUAUAUCUGGCAAGGGAAAAGAGGAGCAAUCAUAUUGUGGCGCUGAAGGUGUUGUUUAAGAGCCAGUUGAAACAGUCUCAGGUCGAGCACCAGCUUCGCCGGGAAGUUGAAAUACAGAGCCAUCUUCGGCAUCCUAACAUUCUACGACUCUAUGGUUACUUUUAUGAUCAGAAACGGGUGUAUUUGAUCCUGGAGUAUGCCGCAAAGGGGGAACUCUACAAGGAGCUACAGAAAUGCAAACACUUCAGUGAAAGACGUGCUGCAACUUAUGUUGCAUCAUUAGCUCGGGCCUUGAUAUAUUGUCACGGAAAGCAUGUGAUACAUAGAGAUAUUAAACCCGAAAACCUUUUGGUUGGAGCUGAGGGCGAACUAAAGAUUGCAGAUUUUGGUUGGUCAGUGCAUACAUUUAACCGAAGACGCACCAUGUGUGGCACCCUAGAUUAUCUUCCACCUGAAAUGGUGGAGAGUGUGGAGCAUGAUGCAAAUGUGGAUAUAUGGAGCCUUGGAGUCCUGUGCUAUGAGUUUCUCUACGGGGAGCCUCCUUUUGAAGCAAAAGAGCACUCAGACACGUAUAGGAGGAUUGUUCAGGUGGAUCUUAAAUUCCCUCCAAAACCCAUAGUCUCAUCAGCUGCAAAAGACCUUAUUAGUCAGAUGCUCGUCAAGGAUUCUUCGCGACGCUUGCCACUCCACAAACUUCUCGAGCAUCCUUGGGUCAUACAAAAUGCAGAUCCUUCGGGAUUUGUGAGGAGUUGUGUCGCACAACUGCUGAAACCUGUUGGGGUUCUGAGUAGUGGAUCUCUUGCACAGAAGAUGUGUGCAUAUUUUUGUGGGAAUAUGAAGGAUGACGGGUUAGAGAGACAAUAA
Fraxinus pennsylvanica is the source of this 993-nucleotide messenger RNA. NCBI's taxonomy places the organism in Eukaryota, Viridiplantae, Streptophyta, Magnoliopsida, Lamiales, Oleaceae. The record is from the annotation of a GenBank genome assembly.